Messenger RNA from Mercenaria mercenaria, 1566 nucleotides. Its product is annotated as sulfotransferase 1B1-like. Gene Ontology annotation, cellular component: cytoplasm. NCBI's taxonomy places the organism in Eukaryota, Metazoa, Mollusca, Bivalvia, Venerida, Veneridae. The record is from RefSeq and is a predicted model, not a curated record. The coding region runs from base 260 to 1174 and encodes 304 amino acids. The transcript is spliced from 7 exons. Gene Ontology annotation, biological process: sulfation. Gene Ontology annotation, molecular function: sulfotransferase activity.
CGAUGGGUGAACUUUAAAAUUUUACAGUGCAAAUAUUAGAACAGGCCACCACUUGAAAACACUCCCGUUAGAUUCGUUAUUAAGCUACAUAUAUGUGAGAUAACAAAAAUAUUCACUAACGCGACUUGUACUGAAUAAAGUAUCACGAAAUAUUAAUUGGACUGAGGAAUCUGUAGUGGGGGACGAAGCAGUAGGACGAUACAUAUAUACAUAUAUUCAUUUUGUUGUCAUACAAAAUGUUUUCCAAGUAUUUUAGAAGAUGCCGCGACACAAAGUUGAAGACGCCCCAGGCGGGGAUACUGUAAUCUUCGAUGUCGUUGAUGAUAAUGGAUACAGACAGUGUACAUUUGGACAUACCUACGAAGCACAUCAAGAACUCUUCAACAAAAUUCCUGACAUAAAAUGCAAUGAUGACGACUUCCUUCUAAACUCGUAUCCUAAAACAGGAACGAACUGGUUAUGGGAAAUGUUGAUGAUGGUGAUGAUAAAAUCGGGACAGGUGACAGGUGGCAGCAAAGGACAUGGCAUGAUUGAAGCCAUGCCCAUAGAAGUCACAGAGAAUUUACCCUCACCAAGAAUUCUCAACACACAUUUAAAGAUCAAAUAUUUGCCAAAGGAAGCCUUAGGAAAGAAGCUGAAAAUGAUUCUGUUGCUAAGGAACCCGAAGGAUGUUGUUGUCUCCUUUUACAAUCACACAAAAGGCCUUAGAUUCUACGAAUAUGACGGGAAGUUCGAAAACUACCUUCAUAUGUUUAUGAAAGGAGAAGUUGAUUACGGUUCCUACCCAGAUUAUUUACAAGAAUGGCAAACAUUCAUGAAAGAGAGUCCAGAUUACCCCAUUCUUGUAGUUUAUUAUGAGGACCUGAAACAGGACUGUGCAGGGGAAAUGAAGAAGAUAUGUAAAUUUCUUGAAAAAGACGUUAGCGAUGACCUAUUGAAAGAAAUAGUUGAAAGUUGUCAAAUAGACAAAAUGAGAAAAGGAAAACAAGAGAAAAUGACGGAAGAAAUGAAGAAGAGGAUGCAAACUCUUGUGAAAAAUAAGUUUUCCUUGCUAAGAAAAGGUCAGAUUGGAGACUGGAAAAAUUGGUUUACAGUAGCACAGAACGAAGCGUUUGAAAAAUGGUGGGAAGAAGAAACAAAGGAUAUAAAUGCCUUUUCAUUUAAAUAUUGCUAAAUGAAAAAAAAAAAGACAAGCAACAAUCUGCCUAAACAUUCAAACCUGUCAACACAUGUGAAUAGAGAUUACCGAAAAUUUUGCCAUCUGUGAACAGAGUCCAGCUAGAACUAAAGGCCACAAGACUAAUCUUAAUCAGGACAUUUGUACUGUGAUCUAGUCUUUUAUGAUAACGAUCACAAGCGGUUUUCUUUGGUAGUUUUUAAGCUUUCGAAAGUGUUCAUUCGUAAAAGUCAUAUUUUGAAUAUUCAGAAUGACAAGUUUUAUAGAUACAUAAUGCAGAUAUUUAAAACUUCUCUUUGAUAGGUAAAUCAAAUAUUUAUCAUUGUGUAGUAUUGUCUAGGUUAUUUUCGUAUAAUAAAUUGGUGCAAUAUUUUGUCUGCAAGGUUGUA